GCACUUUAACAACUCUACCUGACCUGAGACUGUACUGGCUAUCCUCCAACAAGACCAAGAAGAGUCCGCGGUCUUUUAUAGUCCAUUAUUGGGAUUAUUUCAAGCAGAGUGCGAACUGAAAACCAUGAGCCAUCACAACCCAGGACUUAUUUCAGCCUACAACAGCCUCACAGACAAACAUCUUGCAGAGUACUUUAGCAACAGUCGAAUCAGGAGACACUUACAAAGAGCAGGACUGAUCACCAGGAGUGGGCGUAUUGUUCCAGACAAGGAGUACAGAUACAAGCUGCUUCAGAGAGCCCACCAGAGACAUGUCCGAGAAUGCCUGGCCCAGGCCAUCUUCCACAAGGUGCUGGAGAUGGAACGUCUCCACCAAAUCGAGAUCAAAAAGAGGCUGGAGGAGUUGGCAAGGAGGGAAAGAAUGCACAAGAUCAAGGUGGAGCGUUCUAAAAGGUGUGAGGAAGAUAUUGUUCGCAUCCUGUCUCCACACCCACCCACGGGUACCAGGAGUAUCCGCAAACAGCGCUCUGGGCUAGUGAGGGAGCCCUCUGAAUCCUCUGGUUCUCCGAGCUCGUCUCGACCCAAUACGGCUCCAGGGAAGAUGCAGAGGCCGGUGCGCCUGAAGCCCAUCCACAGUAAGAGCACUACAGCUUCAGCUCGACGUGGCUCGUACAGACUGCAAGAGUCCUGCCUUUACAACGACCAGCUGUUCAACAGCACUAUGGAUGAGUCCCGCAGAUGUUUGGCCACAACGGAGGCCUCCAAUGGCACCUCUCCCUACUCCCUCCCAGUCAUCAACAACUUUUUAACACCAGUACCUCCAGCCAUGAAGAGGAAAGAGAGGGGGGUAAAGGUCACUCCCAGCAGCACCAUCAGAGGCCGCCGACUGCGCACUGCCACUGCUUCCACUGCGACUGACGUCAGUGAGGACCCCCCAUGGCUGAGAACCACUGUUCACCAGAGCCGAGUGUGUGUGAACAUGGUGUAUUUUGGCAAAACGCUACACCUGUCCCAUGACCUGAAUGACAUGAGGGAUGAGGUUAAAGUGUUUCAGCAGCACUGUGGAGGGGAAAACCUUUGCGUGUACAAAGGAAAGCUGCUUGAGGGAGAGACUUUUAAGUUCAUUUCAAGGCGGCACAGAGGUUUCCCCUUCAGCUUGACCUUCUUCCUGAACGGACUGCAGGUGGAGCGGCUGAGCUCCUGUUGUGAGUUCAAGCACCGGAAAGGCUCUCGCCUUGGCGGCAGGCAUGGGCACUUCGGGCUUUCUAGCGUGGAGGGUGCAUCUCCAUGUUACAAGUGCAUCAUUGCAAUGGGACUGGACAAAAAGCCCACUCCUCCACCAAAGAGGCUCAGAGGAGAUUGUCCAGAGGAAUCAGCCAUGAGCUCAAAACAUCCACCUGAAAUGGAGACAGAGAGGACUGGGAAGUGUGAAACCAGCCAAACAUAUGACACGGAGACUCAAGUCCCAGAACAAACAGCACCAGCAGAAGACAAAGUCAGAGAUGACUACGAAGAAGACUUUGAAGCAGAUGAAGGUCCUUUAGAAGAGACACCGGCUAAAGAAGAGAAAUCACCUACUCCAUCUAGUGACACUGAAAAGCAGGUUAAAGAGAAAGAUGCCUCUGAAACUGAGGACGAGAUGGAUGACAUAGGGUCUGAUUCAGGCUCCUCCAGCUUGUCAGGCAGCGAUCGGGAGGAGAGCGAUGCUGAAGUCAUAAAAGACGAGGAUGAGAAUCAGACUAAAGAGGAUGAUCGAGAAGAAGCUGCUGCUCCAAGAGACGAGAACGAUGAAAGAAAUCCUGAAGAAACUACUGCUAGUGGGGCAGAGUCUGCUCUGGCCAAAGCCUCAGAAACCCAGGACAGUGCUGGUGAGAACAAAAAGACCAGCCCCCCCUCUGGGAAUGAGCAUAAACCCAGUGAUAAAACAUCAGCAGACCAAAAAACAGUAGAGAAGAGCAAAUAUUUGGAGGAACAGGAGAAGGUAGAGUCCAUCCUGAAGGCCCAGUGCAGCUCUGAACCUGAACUCAGUGAUGCCAGUACUGAGGAGGAGGAGCCCUCACAUAAAGGUCCUGGACAGGAAGACAAAUGUGAAACUCCAGACACGCUUGUUACCUUUUCAGAGCAACAGCAGACACCUGUAGAAGAGAUCAAAUGUGAGGAAACUGUUACUAGUGAAGUGGUGCAGAAACAAGAAGAGAAACACAAUGAUGCAGAGCAAGAGCCUUGUGACAACAGCAAUAGCACCAAAGAUGACAAGGUUACGGGGGCCGAGGAAGAUGAAAGUGCCGGAGAGGAUAAAGCCACUGCAGAGAGAGAGAAAUCAGAGGAUCAAGGUGAAGCACAGCUUACUCUAAGUGAGGAAAAUAUGGCACAAGAUAACAAGAUGGCAGAUCCCGUUGAGGAAGCUCAAUCUGCUGAUGCUGCAGAAGAGAAUGCUGAAGAAAGGGAGGAGAAGAGUACUGCAGAGACUGAAAUACAGCCCGACAAGACGGGGCAAAGGGCAAAAAGCAAAAAAGAGGAUGACUCAUCAGUAUCAGAGCCGAGUGAAAAGACUGAUGAGGCAGUCGUGCCUGAUAAUGCAGAGGCGGAGGCGGAGGCAUUAAGGGAGACAAUGGAGAUCAAAGCAGAGUCCUCAGAGGAGCAAGACGUCCUCAGCUGUGAAGAGGCACCUGAAGCCGGCACAGAGAAGAGGCUGCAGGCAGACGGCGAGGACAGAGCUGCAACACCACAAACUGUAGUCAACGCAGAGAAUUCAAGCAGCUUGCCACAGGAGCAUGGAGACAGCACAGUUCAAGAAACAGCAGACACAAGCGAGGAAAAGGGAAGAGAUGAGAGAGGUGAAGAUGAAAAUAAAGAAGCUGCUGAACAAAUGUCAGGAGCUAACGAUCGUAUGAACGAAAGUCGGCAGGAAAAGUGUGAGCCGGGAGAGGAGACGAUGGAAAAAGUUGUAGAAGAACAUGAAAAGAUAAAGAAACAAAACUCUGAGAAUGAGGAGAAUGAGGAAGAAGAAAAACAAACUCAUAUCAAUUCAGAUGAGACAGAAGAUGAAAAAACCCAGGAAAAUAAUAAAGCAGAGGAAGAGGGCAAUGAUGAAAGCAAGACAGAUGAAAGUAUUUCAAAAAAGGAAAGCUUUGCAGAGGCAAGUGCAAAUGAUACAAAUACAAAAGGUGAAGAAAAUAAAGAGGAAGCUGAGAUUACUCUUGAUGAGGAAGAUAAAGUAAAUCAGGAGAACAUAGAAGAACAAGAAAAGACUGGCAAAGGAGAGGAUUGUGAACAUGUUGAAAAUACAAAACUGGAACCUGAAUCAAAGAGAGAUAAUAAAAGUUAUGAGGGUGAAGAAAGAAAUGAGACAAAAAUGCCUGCGGAUGAAAAAGAUGAUGAAGUAGAAAAGCCAGAGGAAGAUGAUAGUGAAGACAAAGUUACAGAGAUUAAAAAUGAUGAAGAAUGCGAAGAGAAAAAAGAUGCAACCGAAGAGACCACAGGAGAACCUGAGAUUACAGAGGAACCUGGAGUAAGUGCAGAAGCAGACUUGGAUCAAGAGAACCUGGAAUUAUGUUCGGCCAAUAAUGUAGAGUCAGAGGACGCCGGUGGCACUGAAGCCAUUAAAGGAAAAGAAACAACUGAAGAGACACAAAAUAUAUCAGAAGUUGAAAAUGUUGGCGGAGACACUGAAAGAUCAAGUGACAAAGGAGAAAUUGAUGCUGAAAAUGGGGAGAUUUCUGUUGGAUCUGCAAGCAAACUUCAAGAGGAUGAAGAAGAAAUUUUAGACAAAGAAAACACUGACUUGAAAACAUCAGGUGGAGGUGAAGAAGUGAGGGACACAGAGGAGUUAAUUGAAGGUGAUAACUCGGAACUUAAAGACGUGAUUGUAGUGCGUGGAGACACUGCUGAAAAGCGUGAGGAUGUUGAUGUUGAGUCGGAAAUAUCUGGUACAGAAUCAAAAUUGGACCCUACAUUAGGUGAGAGAAAAGCCAGGGAGGAAAUGGAGCCUGAUAAACGUGGUAAUAAGUCUGAUCUCAGUCAUCGAAACAGGGAGUUGGAUUUCAUGGAAAAUAGCGGCCUCACUGAGAGCAUCAUCGAUGAGGCUGCUCCCUCAGAGGAUCUGGAAAAGUCCUCCAUGCUCAUAGCUGUUGAUGUAGGAGGUUCAGCUAACCAGGUAGAUGAGAAGACGUUUGAGUCCAAGACUGACAAACAGCCUACGACUAAUGAAAAUGCAGCUGGAACCGACCUCUCUGCUGCAGACGGAGAAAAUCGAGCGGAUACAGAGGAUGCGAGCAACGCCUCUGAGGAGGGAGCGAGCGUGCUGUUCAAACCUCAGGCACAAAACAAUAAGGCGGAUGACGCACAACAGACCAACGCUGUAGAUGAUGAAGAAACUCCAGAGGCCUUAGUGAGAGAAGUCAACAUAGAUUUGGUCACAAACUGGAUAAACACGCACCAAACGUCAAAGUUUUUUGAGACAUAUGUCGAGCCCUUAGAGGAUCUGAGGGAAGAUAUUUCAAAUGCACAAGGAUCCAACUCUGACGAUAUAAAAUCAUCCUCCACAGAGCUGCCAGGAUCAGAGAGCAUAAGAAAUCGUGCACGGAUGUCUGGAGAUGAAGAAGAAGUGCACAAGACAGUAGAUGAAAAGGAGAGAAAGGAGACAUUUCACAUAGAAGCUUUGCAGUCAAAGCUUGAAGACGUUCAUGGUGACGGUAGACAGUCUGAGAUUGACCCCACCGAAGCCACACUUCAGGCGGAGAAGACUGAGGGGAAGUUUCCAAUGCUAAAUGAAGACACUGGAGACAAUGACAAAGAGUGUGUGAAAAGGAUGGAGAAGUCAGAGGAGUACAAGGGAAGCAGGGAACCUCUAGGAGAAGACGAGGCUCAAGCUGGACAAACCUCACAAGAACAUGAGCGACAUGGUUUUUCUAAAUCUGAUGUACAAAGCUUGCCAGGCUCUCAACAUUCUGCAGUCAGUGGAAAACCUGAGAAUGUUUUUGACAUCCGAGGUGGGGAGAGCACCACCAACACUGGCCAAGACCUGAAUGCACAGCAAGCGACAACCGAAGCCUCUUUAAAACCAGAAGGGCAUCAUGUUGAAAUGAGUCCACUGAGAGAUAUAAAUGAAAGCAGCGACAAAACCGACACACAAAGCCAGCAAGUUACACAAAUAACCAAAUUCACGACUUCUCUAUCUCUCGAUGGAAGUCGGGAUGAAUUCCACGGUGAAAAAAUCCACCGUAAAGCGUCAGAAGGGAGCUUUAUCGGGGGCAGAAGAGACGUGCAGCUGAUCCAAGACAUCAAACACACACUCAGCAAAGACAGGCUGAGCACGUUCUCAGUGGACGAAUCGUUGUUCGGCCACACUUCAUAUCCUUUACUGACAAGUGCGAGGACUGAGAGUCGGCAUUAGGUCUCCUUCGUAUAGAGCAGGGGUCAGCAACCCGCGGCUCUUUAGCGCCGCCCUAGUGGCUCCUGGAGCUUUUUCAAAAAUGU
Messenger RNA from Cololabis saira (Pacific saury), 5478 nucleotides. RefSeq names its product glutamate-rich 3 (gene erich3). The transcript has 14 exons. The record is from RefSeq and is a predicted model, not a curated record. The coding region runs from base 125 to 5395 and encodes 1756 amino acids. Lineage: Eukaryota; Metazoa; Chordata; Actinopteri; Beloniformes; Belonidae.